AUGGGAGCUGGGAUACGGUGCGAGAUCGCCCUCCAUCCCUCUGCCUGUGCUGGCCACACCAGAGCCGCUAACUCGGGCUCGGCCCCUGCGUCACCCGCGGCAGAGGGGGCUGGCCGGGGGAAGGGGCGUAGCACUCCCGGCUUUGGGACGGACGAGUCCUCCUGGAGCUUCCAGUCGGGCUGCGCACGGAGGGCAGGCUCUGCCCGGCAGGACAGACGGACAGCGAGCAAGGGCCCCGGCCCAGGUGAGAGGAAGAUGAAGGUCCUGCUGGUGCUGACGAUGCUGUUUGCCUGCAGUGUGUUCACAGCGCACGGGAAGCACCCACGUCCGUUCACACCGGGACUCGAGGGAAGCACCGUGGGAAACCUGACUGCCCAUGGAUGCUACAGGGGAUGGGGCACCUCGAGGGCUUCGGUGGAUCGGUGCUGCCUGCUCCGAGCCUGCUGCUAUGCCAGGCUGGCAGCGCGGCGCUGCCCAGCGGGACCGGCCCAGCCGCUGUCUGCGCCCCGGGCAGGGAUCCCCGCCUGCAGUUCGGGGACGCGCUGCCAGCGAGGCGCCUGCAGGUGCGAGAGGGCGAUGCUGCUGUGCCGGGCUCGCCUGGGCCGGGCUCAGCUCCGCCGCCGCGCCGGGUGCCGGGGACGAGCCGGGCGCUGCUGAGCCGAGAGCUCCCUGUGCGGAACCAUCUCCGGGCUGAUCGGCGAAGGGAUGGAGCCGGCGGCGCCUCCCAGCCCUGCCGAGUCUCCUUCUCGGGGCCUUUGGGCUUCCAGGCCAGGACAGGAGCCCUCCGGGGCAGCCGCAUGCGAGGAGGGGCAGCGGCGCUCCCCGAGGUGCAGCACAGCAAAACAAGGGAGGAGGGGACCCCUGGCCCUGUCCCGGGAUGGGGAGCGUCCCCCGGACAGCCUGUCCGCUCCCUCCGCUUCUGCUUCUCAGCAAAUUCCCUCUGUUGCUCCAAAA
This is a messenger RNA of Zonotrichia leucophrys gambelii, 954 nucleotides long. Its product is annotated as phospholipase A2, membrane associated-like. Gene Ontology annotation, biological process: phospholipid metabolic process; arachidonate secretion. Gene Ontology annotation, molecular function: A2-type glycerophospholipase activity. The record is from RefSeq and is a predicted model, not a curated record. The transcript is spliced from 6 exons. The coding region runs from base 1 to 657 and encodes 218 amino acids. NCBI's taxonomy places the organism in Eukaryota, Metazoa, Chordata, Aves, Passeriformes, Passerellidae.